Molecule: messenger RNA, 816 nt
Organism: Symbiodinium sp. CCMP2456
Lineage: Eukaryota; Dinophyceae; Suessiales; Symbiodiniaceae
Source: the annotation of a GenBank genome assembly
AUGGUGGGCAAAGGAGCCACAUCGCUGGUUUACCAGGUGGACGGACAUCCUCAAUUCGUGAUCAAGAGUCCUAGUCGAUCCAGUGAAGCCCAUCACAUUGCCAGAGAAGUUCUGCGACUCCAACAGCUCCCGAAACUGGCCGUCGUCAACAGCGCGGUGGCCUAUGUGCCUCCUCGUGCCCUGAUGAUGAAUCUCUAUCCAGUCCACGUGCCGUACAUGACCCAGCAGCACAUCUUACGCUUCAAAGAGGACGUCAGUGCAGCUCUCCAACUACUUCACAUCUUGAACAUCGUACACGCCGAUGUCCACCUUGAUAACGUGAUGGUAAGGGAACGACCUGCUUCAUACGUACUCAUUGACAUGGGCGGCUCAGCGGGCGAAUGCAUAUACCCCAUCAGUCAGGAAUUUGGCUCUCCGGGAAGGGGGGGGGAGAUCUCCAUAGGCCACCUCAUGAACUUCAUGAUCCUCCUAGGCGAACGAUGCGGGGCACAGCCUGCCUGGCCUCGCAUGCUCUUUCCGGGUGGCAGCUGGAUGGAAACGGCGGUGGACGCCAAGAUUGUUGUCCAGGCAGGAUUGUGGACGGUUAAUACGCAGACGACAGAGUUUCUUGAUCCCUCUGACCAAAGGGGCAAUCAGGACGGAGUAUUCAUCUAUGAGCCAGCUCAAGCUGACCCCACGAACUCUGACAGCUGGGAGCAGUCGGCUGCCUUUGCAAAGUUCUACCUGAGCUGUGGCCUGCGCACCAAGGGCUCCCACAUUCGGCGUGUCUACAUGGGCGUCUACCCCUUCCUCAAGUACGGGAAUCAGGAUGGCUAG